AUGCCAAUUACAGGCGUCUACUUCAUCCCCACAACCCCAAACGCCACAACAACCCUCACAACCCUCACAGAGCGGGUCCGCGCCUCCUUCACCGAUGAAGACCUCAUCCCCAUCGGCCGCUGGUUCCUAGACCACAAACUCAUGCGCGACACACCAGGUCUACUCCCCCAAUCCACAAACCAAGGCCAACCCCCCAGCAAGCCCCGCUACAUGCAACUCCUCUCACUAAGCCACUACCCAACCCACGGCUUCAUUUACACGUCCGAGCCAACCGAGAAACCAUUUCACCCGCCUAACGCGGCGUCUCCCGCGGGGUCACCGACGCCGGUUGCCAUCGCUGCGUCGCCGGGCCAGGGAUCUGGCGCGAGUACAGCUGACAUGCCGAUGGUUAUGACUACCGUACCGCCGCCGGCAUAUAAGACGCUUUUCCAGCACUUCACGUACGCGUGCCAGCCAUUCUGGUGUCACCGGUUAACGGUCACCGUGCCGAACGGAGUUGUCUACGACGUGGGCGAUUUCCGGGUGCGAAUGGGUGAUGUGCGGCAGACGUUUCCGGCAGCGCGGGCGCGUGGGUCGAUUGUUGAGAUUGAAUGGCGGGGACCGUCGGUCGUGGACUCGCUUUCGGGCAUGCAGCAGGCCAGGAGUGAUGGUGGUGAGGAUGUGGAUUCUGGGGUUGAUAUGUCAAUUUGUGCGCUUGAGGAGGCGGAUGUUGAUGCUGAAUAUGUGGCUACUGCGUCUUUGAUUCGGGAGUUUUGGGGCCGGUUGGGGGUUUCGGGGGCUAAGGAGGCUAUUUUGCUUCCUGGGGUUGGGAAGGAGGUUAAGGAGAAGCUUGGGAAGGCGAGGAAGAGGAAUAGAGAUGGUGAGAGUAAGGUCCGAGAUGAGAUUGGGAUGUUGGUUGGGGUGGGGAGUGUGCCGUUUGAAGAUGAUGUUGAUCCUACGGCGGGGACAGAUGCUGCUAGGCAGUAUAUGGAGGUUUUGCGGUUUAAUCGGUAG
Molecule: messenger RNA, 993 nt
Organism: Penicillium subrubescens
Lineage: Eukaryota; Fungi; Ascomycota; Eurotiomycetes; Eurotiales; Aspergillaceae
Exons: 2
Coding region: 1-993 (330 amino acids)
Biological process (GO): regulation of transcription by RNA polymerase II
Cellular component (GO): mediator complex
Molecular function (GO): transcription coregulator activity
Source: RefSeq, a predicted model, not a curated record